Messenger RNA from Phragmites australis (common reed), 3301 nucleotides. Its product is annotated as U-box domain-containing protein 6-like. The transcript is spliced from 11 exons. Gene Ontology annotation, cellular component: nucleus; cytoplasm. Gene Ontology annotation, biological process: protein ubiquitination. NCBI's taxonomy places the organism in Eukaryota, Viridiplantae, Streptophyta, Magnoliopsida, Poales, Poaceae. Bases 456 to 3152 code for a protein of 898 amino acids. The record is from RefSeq and is a predicted model, not a curated record. Gene Ontology annotation, molecular function: protein binding; ubiquitin-protein transferase activity.
ACUUUCUCAGUCCCAGGCCCUGAAAUCUGAAUAAAAUCCACUCUCCAUAAUUCCUCUCUUCUCCUCUCCCCCACCGCCCCCUGCUCCUCCUCCGCUGCCGCCGCCGACCGCCGGUGCCGCGUAGGUAUCCGGCGGGCGAGAUCCGUGCCGUCGUUACGGAUAGAAAUCUGAGGUUCAGUGUGGCGACUUACAAGGUGUGGCUGCAUUCGGCCUCCCGCUCCUCCACGCGCGCACCCAGCCUCCCAAGGCUGGCUCUGGAGACCAAGCCUGGGCUCCCAGUGCACCACCGCUAGCCCUUCUACCGCCGCAGUCACUCCCUCCCUCAGCCGGAUCCUCAGUCCACUGCCACCGCCGCCGCAGCGCCGCUCCUCCUUCGGUCUAGCGGAGUGGAGAUCCGUCCGGGCGUGGAUUGAUUUCUUCUUCUGUUGAUGUCGGAGCUCAGGUAGUAGUCAACUAUGGAUGCAAUGGAGACUGAAGGGGGUCCUUUUCUGGCUAAUGAUGCCAAGUUGCAUGCAGGAAUGUGUAGAGUAUUUCAUCCAGCGGUAUCUAAACUUUCCGCCAUGUUCCCUUUCAUCGAAGCAUCAAGACCAAGAAGCAAGUCUGGUAUACAGGCAUUGUGUUCACUGCAUGUAGCUCUAGAUAAAGCGAAAGGUCUUCUUCAGCACUGUGCAGACUGCAGCAGGCUCUACUUGGCCAUUACUGCAGAAACUGUGCUUCUGAAGUUUGAGAAAGCUAAAAGCCAACUUCAGGAAAGUCUGAGGCGCGUUGAAAGCAUAGUAACGGAAGAUAUCAGUUGUAAGAUUGUAGAGAUUGUUAGCGAGUUGGAGGAGAUUGUAUUUACAUUGGAUCGAUCUGAGAAGGAAGCUGGUGAUGAGGUGAUCAAUUUGCUCCAGAGAAACAAUAAAAUAAAUGGUUCCAGUGAUAGUGGGGAGCUUGAGGUCUUCCAUAUGGCUGCUCUGAAAUUGGGGAUUACAUCUUCUAGGGCAGCACUAACUGAGAGAAGAGCCCUCAAGAAGCUAAUUGAGAAGGCUCGUUCUGAUGAAGACAAGCGGAAGGAGUUUGUUGUGUCAUACUUACACAACCUCAUGAGGAAAUACUCGAAAUUCUUCAGAAGCGAGGCUGGUGAUGAUACCGAUUCUCAGGGAUCGUCCCCAUGCUCGCCUACCGUAUUAGGCAUGGAUGACAUGUAUGGACCCUAUGGCAAUGGCCGAACAUUCAGUAGACAACUUUUGAACAUUCAGUCAUUCAAUUCUAGGCUUGGAUCUUUCAAUUCUAGGCUUGGGUCAUUCAAUUGCAGACGUGGUGGCCCAAGGUUCGAAAAUAUGCCAAUCCCUCCUGAAGAACUUAGGUGCCCUAUUUCCUUACAGCUUAUGUAUGACCCAGUCAUCAUUUCAUCUGGGCAGACUUAUGAGCGUGUUUGCAUUGAGAAAUGGUUCAAUGAUGGUCACAGCACAUGUCCUAAAACUCAGCAGCAACUUGCCCACCUGUCUUUGACUCCAAACUACUGUGUCAAGGCCCUGAUUGCCAGCUGGUGCGAGCAGAAUGAUUUUCCAGUUCCUGAUGGUCCACCGGGAUCUUUUGAUGUAAACUGGAGACUUGCUUUCUCAGAUUCUGAGGCAACAGGUUGUGUGUCUGUUGAAAGUUUUGAUUCUAGCAAUGUGAAGAGUGUCAAGGUUGUCCCGAUGGAGAAUAUGAGGAAAGAGGAGCCGACAAACAGUGAAUCAGGAACUCUGGAUGACAGCUCUUGUUAUGAUUUCAAUAUAAAUGAGGGCUAUGGGAACUUGUUGCUCAUGCUUCAUGAAAGGACCAACAUGCACAAGCAAUGUAGGUUGGUGGAGCAGAUAAGGUAUCUUUUGAAAGAUGAUGAAGAAGCAAGGAUCCAGCUAGGCUCAAAUGGGUUUGCCGAUGCUCUGGUUGAGUUCUUGAGGAACGCUGUGAAUGAUGGAAAUGAGAAGGCACAGGAAGUUGGUGCCAUGGCUCUUUUCAACCUUGCAGUCAAUAAUAACAGAAACAAGGGACUGAUGUUAUCUGCUGGAGUUGUCAAUCUACUUGAGCAGAUGAUAUCGAAUCCACGUCUAUCUGGUCCAGCCACAGCACUCUACCUUAAUCUUUCCUGCCUCCCUGAUGCAAAGAACGUCAUCGGUUCGAGCCAGGCUGUGUCGUUCCUAGUAGACCGUCUGUACAGCCAUGACGCCGGCAACACUAAAGGCAGCUCAUGCAAGCAUGAUGCCCUGUACACACUGUACAACCUCUCAAACCACCAGGCCAGCGUCCCAGCGCUCAUUUCUGCAGGCAUUGUGGAUGCUCUCCAUUGCCUUCUUACCGAGUCUCCUGCAUCCGAGGGCCUUGGUUGGACAGAGAAGGCCCUUGCAGUGCUCAUCAGCCUUGCUGCGACCCAGGCUGGCAGGAAAGGGAUCAUGUCCACCCCGGGUUUGAUGAGCACGUUAGCAAUGCUGCUGGACACAGGCGAGCCGACGGAGCAGGAGCAGGCCGUGUCCUGCCUCCUCGUGAUGUGCACGGCCGAUGACAAGUGCAUCGUACCGGUGCUUCAAGAGGGCGUGGUCCCUUCCCUGGUCUCCAUCUCGGCGGUCGGCACAGGGAGGGGAAGGGAGAAGGCCCAGAAGCUCCUCAAGCUGUUCCGUGAGCAAAGGAAGCAGGACACACCUUACCGCCUUCACAUUUCAGGAAUCACAGGGGAUGGGAGAUGCCUGUUCAGGUCUGUUGCUUACGGCGCCUCCUUAAGGAGAGGAAAGCAGGCACCUAGCGACAGCGUCCAGAAGGAACUCGCUGACGAGCUCCGAGCAAAAGUAGCUGAUGAAUUUGUCAAGAGGAGAGGAGACACUGAAUGGUUCCUCGAAGGCGAUUUCGAGAGCUAUGUGAGUCAGAUGAGAAAGCCUUAUGUUUGGGGAGGAGAACCAGAACUGCUCAUGUGCUCCCAUGUUCUCAGGAUGCCCAUUACUGUUUACAUGUACACCAAUGGCUCUGAUAGCCCCAGAAUCAUAGCAGAAUAUGGUCAGGAAUAUGGCAAGGACAAUCCAAUUCGUGUUCUCUACGAUGGUUACGGGCACUACAACGCGCUGCAGUCACCUCUUGAGAGAGGUGUAAAUAACCAGAGAAUGCGUUACCUAAGCUUCUAUAGGACAGCUGCAUAAGUGUCAGCAGCUCAAUCUUCAACGACGUGAUUUUGCCCUAUUUGACAAACCAUAUAGCACAUGAAGUUCACCCUUGCUUUGCUGUUCAAGCUUUUGCUUUUCGUCAAGGUUGAUGUAUAAAUAAACUUCAGAAACAGUCACAAAAUUAA